UGUAUGUUCCCUCUAACUCCUUAUCCUCCAAAGGGAAAAGUAUCUAUCCAUCAAAACCAAACACUGUCUUCUAUUUUAUCAGUAACAGAAACUGAACGCAUGCAAGUUACUUCAAUCAUGGCAACACCGUCGCCAACUCCAAUCUCUGCAAUAUCUUUCACUAACCAAACUUUUCCCAAAAGGGUCUCUUCACCUUCUUCUUCUAUGUUAUAUCUCAAAGCCAUGUCCAAAGAUAUUUACUUUAACCAUGAUGGUUCUGCUACGAAGAAACUUCUGGCAGGGGUAGGUAUGGUGGCAGAGUUAGUUGGAGUAACUUUAGGUCCUAAAGGAAGGAAUGUGGUGUUAGAAAAUAAGUAUGGACCUCCUAAGAUUGUUAAUGACGGAGAAACUGUUCUCAAGCAGAUUGAGUUGGAGGAUCCUUUGGAGAAUGUUGGAGUGAAACUGGUGAGACAAGCUGGCGCAAAAACAAACGACCUUGCUGGAGAUGGUUCCACAACGUCUGUAGUUCUGGCUCAUGGUUUAAUAGCUGAGGGUGUGAAGGUGAUUGCAGCUGGCAUGAAUCCUGUCCAAGUUGCUCGUGGGAUCGAGAGAACCUCAAAAGCCCUUGUUUCUGAACUCAAAUUGAUGUCUAGAGAGGUUGAGGAUGAUGAGAUUGAGGCUGUUGCUGCAGUUAGUGCUGGGAAUGAUUAUGCUGUGGGAAAAAUGAUAUCUGAUGCUCUUCGGGAAGUGGGAAAGAGAGGUGUAGUCACAAUUGAAAAAGGAGAGUAUAUUGACAACAAUCUACAAAUUGUAAAAGGGAUGCAAUUUGAUCGUGGAUAUUUGUCUCCUUACUUCGUUACUGAUCGACGGAAAAUGACAGUAGAGUUCCACAAUUGCAAGUUACUUCUGGUGGACAAAAAAAUAACAAAUCCAAAGGAGAUGUUUAAAAUAUUGGACAAUGCGGUUAAAGAGAAGUACCCCAUUGUGGUAGUUGCGGAGGGCAUUGAGCAGGAAGCUUUGGCUCCAGUUAUUAGGAACAAACUCAGGGGUGCACUGAAGGCAGCUGCUAUAAAGGCUCCUGCCUUUGGUGAGCGCAAGGGCCACUAUUUAGAUGACAUUGCUAUCUUGACAGGAGCCACUGUAAUCAGAGAUGAGAUGGGGCUGACUCUGGAAAAGGUUGGCAAGGAGGUUUUAGGCUCUGCCACCAAAGUUGUGAUAACAAAGGAUUCUACACUUAUAGUUACUGACGGGAGCACUCAAGCAGCUGUUCAGAAGAGGGUUUCUCAGAUCCGCGGUCUUGCUGAGAAUACUGAAGAAAAUUUUCAAAAGAAAAUACUGAAUGAAAGGAUAGCAAGAUUAUCUGGAGGAAUUGCCAUUCUGCAGGUAGGAGCACAAACGCAAGUUGAGUUAAAGGAUAAACAACUGCGGAUUGAAGAUGCUUUAAAUGCAACAAAGGCAGCAAUUGAGGAAGGCGUGGUAAUUGGUGGUGGGUGUAGCCUUCUGAGGCUAUCCACUAAAGUUGAUGCUAUUAAAGAACUUUUGGACAACGAAGAACAAAAGAUUGGAGCUGAGAUCUUCAAACGGGCUUUGAGUUAUCCUACGAGACUGAUAGCCAAGAAUGCAGGAGUAAAUGGCAACAUUGUCAUAAACCAGAUUCUAUCAAAUGAUGAUCCAAGAUAUGGAUAUAAUGCUGCAAGAGACAGAUAUGAGGAUUUGAUAAGUGCAGGAAUUAUAGAUCCAACAAAGGUAGUUAGAUGCUGUUUGGAGAAUGCUGCAUCAGUAGCGAAAACAUUUAUUACUUCUGAUGCAGUUGUAGUCGAAAUUAAGGUACCACAACCACUACCAAUAAGAAAACCAAUGCCAAAGAAACCAAGUAUUGCACCAAUGGGCUUGCAGUUGGGGCGACAGACUUUGUAAAAAUGCCUCAGUUAGCUUUUCUUUCAGCUUCACGUCAAGGGAAUAAGCAGCAACCCAUGCAAGUGACACAACAAGCUUUCAGUGGUGCUGAUAAACUCGCCGGUAGCUGUACAAGAUCCGAUCUGAGUCCAGGGAAUUUGUGGUUUACUCUGAACAAAAGCAAAGCAUUUACUCUUCCAUUUGGCAUUGCAGAAAGAAGGGUAAUGCGCCAGGAUAAGGUGGUUGCACAAUAAGAAAGAAUCAUUGAUAAUAAUUAUACAACUAGCUUGUGACAGAGUAAAUAUUCCAAGGAAAUGUUAAAUUCUAAAAAUUACUAGUAUUAUAUGUAUCAUAAAUUUGCUCUAUCUGUUUACUAUAAUGCUGUAGAAAGGCUUGUGUAUAUGUACCAUCUGAGGAAGUUCUCUUUCUGGCAAAUCAACAAUGUUAUUUCCUUAGAUGUUACCUAUAAGAAAGUUGGUUUUUGUUUC
Molecule: messenger RNA, 2363 nt
Organism: Ricinus communis (castor bean)
Lineage: Eukaryota; Viridiplantae; Streptophyta; Magnoliopsida; Malpighiales; Euphorbiaceae
Product: chaperonin 60 subunit beta 4, chloroplastic
Exons: 14
Coding region: 4-1896 (630 amino acids)
Biological process (GO): protein refolding
Cellular component (GO): chloroplast stroma
Molecular function (GO): ATP-dependent protein folding chaperone; ATP binding
Source: RefSeq, a predicted model, not a curated record